GAGCUUUAGUCAUGAAGGCCUUCAACCAAGCAUUCAAUCAGCCUGGCGGCGCCUUCCGCGUACUCCUUGUCACCUUCGCGAUCGUCCAUUUCGUCCGAAUAUUUCUCAUUCCCACCGUCGCGUGGAUAUUAGGCAGCGAGGAAUUCGCAGACACUGAGCGCGUAGUCCGUAUCAUUGGGUUUCGGCCGUCAGGUCCGUGUUCCCUCCCGCGGCCGGUCAGCAACUGCACGGUGAACGAGCGCAUUCACAUCGUGCUGGUGAGCGCGCAAUGGGACCGCGAGCCGUUCACGCGGGACGAGACGGAGGUGAUCGUGAAGUCGAUUCUGAUGUCGACGCAGUGCCGGCUGUUCUUCCACUUUAUGGUGUCGGGCGAGGCGGAGGAGUGGGGCAUCUCCGACAUGAUGGAGCAGCUGGGCGCCGUGCCCUUCGACGCCGUGGGGCCUGUCUCGCCCAACCUCGUGCGCCACGACAUCGACGCGCUCGUCGACCAGAUCAGCUAUGAUCCCGACCACGACGACAAGGUGGCGGACGACCCUCCCGUGGGCUACACCAUCCACCCCAUCCCCGUCUGCUGGGUUCGCCAUAAGGCGGAGCUGCUGGGCAUCAACAUCACGCACCACUCGGGCGAGGCGGGGUUCGCCAAGCUCUUCCUGCCAGAGAUCCUGUGGAACGUGCGGCGCGCCAUGUACCUGGACGUGGACAUGGUGGCGGCGGAGGACGUGGGCGCGCUGUGGGGGUACUUCCGCGAGAUGGACGCGGACCCCGACCUGCUACUCUUCAUGGGCGACAACCACCCCACCGCCUACGGGCCCAGGUCGCGCUACCCCUUCUGCAGCUGCCAGCUCAUCAUGGACCUCGACCGCCUCAGGCGCCAGAACCUCACCCGGCUGGUGAUGGAGGCGUUUGGCGAGCAGAAGGCGAUGGAGGUGUGGGGGUUCCGGCCGGGCGACCAGUGGGUGUUCACGAUGAUGUGCAUGAACAACCCCGACAAGUGCCGCACGCUGCCCAAGAUCUGGAACGUCUCCGGCUGCUCCAAGCCGCGCUUCCUCGGCCUCAACGCGCGCGACAAGGACCAGAACGGGACGUGCUGGCGCAUGGCGCACUUCAACUGCAUCGGCGUGCGCGACAACCGGUACUACGCGCUGGCCAACACGGACUGGGAGGACAUGCGCCAGGUCGUGCAGGAAACCACGUGGGCCGCCCUCAGUAGAUCGCCACAGAAGAGAGCUGUGCAAUGACAGGAGUCGUUGCUCACUCGAGGACUUGCCAUCUCUGGACGGUUCUCUGGCACAUAUGUGAUACUGUAUGAUGCUCCUUGUAUGUAUGUGGGCUCUCUUGUCUAGCCCCCUUAUGCUCAUGUCAUUCCAUUGGGCCUAUUUUGUAUAAGUAAAUGAUUUUUGCUCCA
This is a messenger RNA of Closterium sp. NIES-67, 1405 nucleotides long. NCBI's taxonomy places the organism in Eukaryota, Viridiplantae, Streptophyta, Zygnematophyceae, Desmidiales, Closteriaceae. The record is from the annotation of a GenBank genome assembly.